GAACAGGAAGAGCGAGAUAUGGGGACGGAGAUCACGUUUGUUGAUUUCCGCAAUACGCUUUUGCACACGGGCAUGGUGGAAAAAUUGGAAGUCAUCAAUAAGAAAAUGGCCCGCGUUGUCCUUAAACCCAACGCAAAGGUGUCCAAUACAACUGCGGGAUCUUCGAAUACCACAAAUGGACUCACGGCCUCUCCCAACUCCAACGGAAAGAAAGAAAAGUCCUUCUACUUUUUCAUUGGCAGCGUCGAAUCUCUAGAAGAAAAACUGACCAAGGCUCAGGCCCAUGUUCAUCCCGAAGACUGGGUUGAAGUUCAAUACAUGUCCCGGACCAAUUGGACGUUGGAGUUGCUCAAAUCACUUCCGAUGGUGGCCUUUGUAGCUGCAGUGUAUUUUGGAUCCCGUGGUUUGUCUGGAAUACCAGGAGCCGGCGCUGCCGGUCGGGGAGGAGGGGCUGGUGGGAUAUUUUCCAUCGGCAAAUCGACCGCCAAAAAAAUCACCAAAGAAGACGUCAGUGUGACUUUUGCAGAUGUGGCAGGAUGCCAACAGGCAAAAAUGGAAAUCAUGGAAUUUGUGGAUUUCUUACAAAACUCGGAGCGCUUCACAAAACUGGGCGCCAAAAUCCCAAAGGGCGCGCUGCUGUGUGGGCCUCCUGGAACCGGAAAGACGCUGUUGGCGAAAGCAGUCGCCGGCGAAUCGGGUGUGCCCUUCUACAGUAUAUCCGGUUCCGACUUUAUUGAAAUGUUUGUUGGUGUUGGACCGUCACGUGUCCGUGAUCUGUUUAAAGAAGCCAGAGCAAAUGCUCCCUGUAUUGUCUUUAUCGAUGAAAUAGACGCCGUCGGUCGCCAACGUGGACGUGGCGGUUUUUCCGGUGGUAACGAUGAACGAGAAAACACAUUGAAUCAGCUACUGGUAGAAAUGGACGGGUUUUCGCCGACAACCGGGGUGGUCGUUCUGGCUGGUACCAACCGAGCCGACAUUCUUGAUCAGGCAUUGACUCGUCCCGGACGCUUUGAUCGACAAAUAACCGUUGAUCGACCCGAUUUGCAAGGGCGCAAAGAAAUUUUUGAGGUUCAUUUGCGGGGCAUCAAAUUGGAAGGUGAGGUAAAAGAAUACGCGGGUAGACUAGCUGGGUUGACGCCCGGGUUCGCUGGUGCCGAUAUAGCCAAUAUAUGUAACGAAGCGGCGAUUGUUGCAGCGCGUCGCAAGGCCGAGUCCGUCACAAUUGUGGAUUUUGAAACGGCAACAGAUCGUAUUAUUGGCGGCUUGGAAAGCAACAAAAUCAUGAGCACGGAAGAGCGCAGUAUCGUAGCGCACCACGAAGCUGGACACGCUGUUGCUGGAUGGUUCCUGGAACAUGCCGAUCCAUUGCUAAAGGUUACAAUUAUCCCUCGAACGAGCGGUGCUCUUGGAUUUGCUCAAUACUUGCCAAGAGAAGUAUUUUUGCGCAGCCAAGAGCAAAUAAUGGACCUCGUUUGUAUGGCAUUAGCUGGACGAGCGGCUGAGGAGGUAUUUUUUGGACGCGUGACAACGGGUGCUUCCGAUGACUUACGACGGGUGACGCAGUUGGUCUACAGCACAAUCAAGGACUACGGAAUGAAUAGUCGAGUCGGUCAACUUUCUUUCCCGAGAGACGAUAAUGCCGGGCCGGGUGAAAAGCGAUACUCCGACUCGACGGCCGAAGCAAUGGACGACGAAGCCCGCGCCAUUGUAGACGAGGCCUACCAGCGGACUGUAGACUUGAUGACGGAGAAGAAAGCACAAGUUGAGAUGGUGGCCAACUUACUUUUGGAAAAGGAAACGAUUACGCACGACGAUUUGGUCGAUCUAAUUGGGGCCCGUCCGUUUCAGGGUGACAGCGCGUACCAGGAAUACGUAAGCGGUCGAGGGCCGAUGAAAAAGAAAGAGCCCCAAGAAGAAAUUGAUAAUACUGAGCUGGAUGGUGUUCUUACACCAGGCCUCGCAUAAGAAAAUAGUCUACGCGUUUUCGUUUAUAAAUCAAUGUACGUCUUUC
Phaeodactylum tricornutum CCAP 1055/1 is the source of this 2011-nucleotide messenger RNA. RefSeq lists its product with no specific name. Gene Ontology annotation, molecular function: ATP-dependent peptidase activity; ATP binding; ATP hydrolysis activity. NCBI's taxonomy places the organism in Eukaryota, Bacillariophyta, Bacillariophyceae, Surirellales, Neidiaceae. Gene Ontology annotation, biological process: protein-containing complex assembly; mitochondrial protein processing. Gene Ontology annotation, cellular component: membrane; m-AAA complex. Bases 19 to 1965 code for a protein of 648 amino acids. The transcript has 2 exons. The record is from RefSeq and is a predicted model, not a curated record.